This is a messenger RNA of Beauveria bassiana ARSEF 2860, 2427 nucleotides long. Its product is annotated as YL1 nuclear protein. Gene Ontology annotation, biological process: chromatin remodeling; regulation of DNA-templated transcription. Bases 1 to 2427 code for a protein of 808 amino acids. The record is from RefSeq and is a predicted model, not a curated record. Gene Ontology annotation, cellular component: nucleus. Gene Ontology annotation, molecular function: ATP-dependent H2AZ histone chaperone activity. Lineage: Eukaryota; Fungi; Ascomycota; Sordariomycetes; Hypocreales; Cordycipitaceae. The transcript has 2 exons.
AUGGAUUCGGAGCCCACCCGACCGUCGGAGCUCGACGAGUCGCAGUCGUCCAAGCUGUCCAGCAUCAAUCCUAGCGACAUGGACAGCGGCAGCGACAGCGACAGCUCCAACGCUGGCGUCUCUGAGGCGGCGCCCCAGGUUGAGUGGCUCGCCACCGGCCGUCAGCGUCGCUCCACGGCCGGCAACCGCAUGAAGUCAAUGCUCGCCAACGAGGAACCCGAUUCGGAUCUCGAGCUGCUCUUCGCCGAGGAUGACGACGACCAGGGCUUCUCUGACGCUGGCGAGCACAUCUCAGACGUGCAGAUGGAUUCUUCCUCCGAUGACGACGAUAACAACGACGACGACGACCUCCAGGGCGAAAAGGAGCUUGAUCGACAGGCCAAGGAACGCCGCGCCGCGCAACGGAAGCGCAAAGCGCAGGAAGCAAUCCCGGCCAAGUUUCGCAAAAAAGUACGCAUCGACACGAGCAACUCCACGCCGCGAUCGUCUGUCGCGCCCUCGACGCCGCUUACGAGCCAGCCCCGACCAAAGAAGAAGAAGAAGUCAGAGCGCGCAUCGUGGCUACCCUCGGUCACCGAUAUGCCCACGCGCGCGUCGUCGCGGCAGACGACGCGGCUCUCCAAGGAGCAGCUGCACGCGCAAAUGGAGGAGCGCGAGGCCAAGCGGCUGAAGCAGCUGGCGCAGAUGCAGAAGAAGGCGGCGCGUCUCGAGGCCCUCAAGAAGCCGCCCAUGACGCAGGAGGACCGGCUGCGCGAGGCCGCUCUCGUCGAGGAGCGCAACAGCAAGAGUCUCAACCGCUGGGAAGAAGCCGAGAAGCAGCGCGAGGAGGAGCGCAGGGCAAAGCUCGCCGCGCUGCACGAGCGCACGCUCAGCGGGCCGGUGAUUACAUUUUGGAGCGGCAAAGGUCGGUUCGGUGACGGUUGGCGCAGGGGUGAGGGUAUCCACGUCGCGGUUGAGGAGAAGCCGAAAAAGGCGAAAAAGGAAAAGGUGGUCAAGGACAAAGGCAAGAAAAAGGACGAUGCAAAGGAUAGUGUUAAGGAAGAAAAGGUCGGAGAGACAAAAAUUACGAGUUUGCAGGGUUCGGAAACGGCAAAGCCCCCAUCUACAGGAACUGGUCAAGAUGCGAACGCAGGUGAAACUGGCGAGUUGAACACUGACGUCAGCACAGAAGCACCUAAGCCAGGUGCAGCAGCAGAAGGCGUCUCCAAAGAUACGCUCAUGGAGGAUGCAUCGGACACACAAACGCAAGAGAAUGCACCAUCAACAGCACCAGCAGCCCCGGCUACCAUCAGCCCUAUAGAAACCAAAGCUGCUGAUGAUGCGACAAAAGACGCGGCCAUAGACGUCUCGACGGCAACAACGAAGGGCGCAGAAAAGUCGAUUGUCGGUGAGGCUGCAAAACAAGACGGCGCCACAGAACGGUCGUCUGUGGAACCGAAAACCUCGUCGGCAUCACACUCUGCCGAAGCCGUCGAAGCACCUUCGAAAGAGCCUGACUCUAAAGCCACUACGCCAUCAAAGCAGCCCACAGAGGCGGUAUCUCCUUCGAAGGAGCCAGAAGCAUCAGGGCCGGUUGCCGUGGAGGCUCAAGAGGGUGCCACUCCUUCUGGAUCUGGGGACAAAGCGCCUCAGUCGCAACAAGCUUCCACAACGCAGCUCACGAAUGGUCCUCGCGCCACCACAGAAACAGGUACUGUGCUGGUCAUAGGCGGAGGGCAACCUCCCAAGCCGACUCCCCUGCAGCCGAUUGAGAACGAGUCACUGCCUGUAAGCAAGGUAGUGAGCCAGAUCCAGUCGGAGGCAGCCACGCCACAGCCAGAACAAAUCCGCUCACCCCUGGACGGGCUCGCAACGACUCGUGAUGCCAUCAUUUACCAAAAUUUCGACUCGAAUGCCAUCAAAGACAAGGGUGUGCAAACGCAGGUCCUCUUUGGUCGCAAGAUGAGCCGCUUGCCAAAACCUACUCCUGCGCCAAUAUGCCCCAUUACUUGUAAUACAGCCCGAUAUCGUGACCCACAGACCAAUCUACACUUUUACAGCGCCGCUGCCUUCAAGGAGCUCCAGCGUGUACAAUCGGGUGAAUACCGCUGGAGCAGGCUGCUCGGUGCAUGGGUCGGUAGCGGCACAUGUGCAGCUCGAGGGGUCCCUGAGAGGUUUCUCAACCCUUCCAGGUGCCCGACGCUGGAAGAAGUAGAGCGCAUCCAACGCAAAAAGGAGGAGAAGGAGAAGCUCAAAAUACAGCAGGCAGAGGACGAAAAGAAGGCCAGUGAGAAGAAGACGACUGCGUCUGAUAAGCGAAUGAGUGGCGACAGCGCUCCUGCACCGCCUAGUGGUGAUGCGACAGCUGCGCAAGAAGAAUCGUCUGUUGAUGUAAAGAUGGAGGAUGCUGGCGGCACCAAGGUGGAAGGGCCGUCCGUGGCUGCAUAA